AUGGGUAUUAUUACAGUAUGUUUACACAUAUUAAUUAGUACAAUAUUAAUGUGCAUUUUAUCUAUUGUCGUAGCAUUUAUUGGUAUACUGAAAUGGUGUGAUGUUAUUUUUCAAUUUAUUAUGAAAUCAUUACUUUUACCAAUCUUAAAACAAGUAAAUAAUAAUGCUGAUGAAACAACUAUUCAAAGGCUGAUAGAACAUAUACGUUCAGCAACAGAUCAUCUAACAUUGGCAGUUUUUAUUGUUACCUUAAUACUUUUGGUAAUUUUAUGUUUUGGUAUGGUUGGAAUUUGUUUUCGUAGCAAGGUCAUUAUUUUCAUUUAUAUUCUUCUAUUGGCACUUUCUAUUGUAUUACUGUCUGUUUGGCUGAUAACAGAAUCUGCUGACCCAGAAAUAAUAAACAUUCCUAUUAAAAACCAACUGAAGUUAUUAAUUGCUAAUUAUCAUUCUGUGGGGUCUAAUGAAACGGAUAGUGUGAUCUUAGCAACUUUAAUGCCUUUGCUAUCAUGUUGUGGUUACUUUAAUGGUGAAGAUUUUGAAAGAUCACGAUUUGUUCGUAGUGAUACUUAUCAGAAUAUGAAAUAUCAGGACAUUCAUUAUCCAAUCACAUGUUGUCAAUUGGAUUCGAAAUUCUCUUUGAGAUAUUCUUCAUGUCCAAAUUACUUUACUGAAUCAAAUAGCUUUAUUCAAAUUGGCUGUUGGAAUAAAUUAAAUGAUUUAAUUCUACUUAUUCGACAUGCUAUGAUAUUAGUUAUAGUUGGUAAAAUUGGAAUAUUGUUUCUUCUCUCGGGAUUUUCAUCGUUAGAAAUAAUUCCACGUAAAACAACUUUUAUCUAUCCAUAAAGUAUUUUGAAUAAAUACAGAUUAGAAAAUCAGUUUAAUUAUAUACAUAGAUUGACAUUAGAUUUAUUGUACUUAUGUAUCAUUGAUGUUGUACAAUAAAUAACAAACUUAUGACAUAAUUAUGUUAUAUUUUAAACAAUUGAAGUUAAUCGUUUUAUUGUUAAAACUAUAGAGUUUGCAUUUUGAAUAAUAAAAACAUACUUAUUGAACAUGUUGUUAAUUGAAUUCAAAGAACAGAUACAUUUCUGUGAACUAUAUUUACGAAUGAAAUAUGUAUUCGUUAAUCAUUGAUUUUAGAUUGAGAUCAUGAAUUGAUUGAUGUGAGAUCACUAUUGAAAACUUGGAAGCAUUGGACGACCGUUUCGUUCUAUUUUGGAACUCCUCAACAGUGAAUAUCCACGAUCCCGCUUGCGGGAUUCAAUCUGACGAGUGAACGCUUGACCUCUAGACCAAUGAGUCGGCAUCCAGUGGUGUUAAUGUUUAACUUCAACCAAUC
Messenger RNA from Schistosoma spindalis, 1339 nucleotides. NCBI's taxonomy places the organism in Eukaryota, Metazoa, Platyhelminthes, Trematoda, Strigeidida, Schistosomatidae. The record is from the annotation of a GenBank genome assembly.